AGAAAAUAAAGUUCUGCAAAGAGUUUCGCUGCCUUACUGUCUGUUCAUUAGUUUCUAGGUCCAUAGUUUGGUAGCAGCUGACAGAAGUGUCUGUCUUUGCUGCUUCCUGUAGCUGAAGCUAUGAUGUUUAUAUUAAGAUGGUUGCUGUUGUUCUUGCUAGCUGUCAAAAGUCAUCAAGAAAAUGAUCAAGAAUUAGCCCAUACGGAUGAUCAACUGGAUUUAAGCAUUUACUUUAAAAAUGAGACAUUGGGGACCAGUGGGAUACUUGAUAACUAUAAUUCAACCUUGAAUGAGAGUAACUACAGCACAACAGUAACAGUGGAUUAUCAGCCUGAAGCCGAAACACUGGCACAAAAUGGGUCUUUGCCAGAUCUCCAGUAUUCAUUAAGUAAUACUGAACCUCCACUAAAAGAAGUGGAGUCUGGUUUUCAGGUACAGGUGCUCCAACAGCAGCGUACCUUCUCAUCCAGGCAGUCACAGGAGCCCCAGGUGCCGCCACCUACCUCCCCACCCAGUGAGACUACAUGCCCAUCACAGGUGCUCUUGCAGGUGCCAAUGCCGCGUAGUCCUCCACUUUGGCAGCUGGAGGUACCACAGCAGCCCCGUUCUCCACUCAACCGGCUGGGGGUGCCUAAGGUGUCCCAGGUAUCCCCAGAGUUCUACUCUCCAUCUCAGCAGCUGUGGGUGCCAGAGGAGCCUGGUUCAUCACACCAGCGGCUGGAUUUAAUCCAAAUGCAUCAAUCCCCUCUCCAACAGCUACAAUUUGCAGAGGUGCACCAGCAGCCUAGAGCUGAACUCAAAUGGGCACAGGUGGCUCAGGCACCCCAGCAGCCUGGUUCGGCCCUAAAGUGGCAGCAGGUACCCCGGCCAAGUAUCCGGCUCCAGCAGCCGCAAAUGGCCCAGUGGCCACAACGGCCACCCUACCAGCUCCUGAUCCCUCGCUACCAGGCCAAGUACUCACAUUACCGGCCCAUGAUAUCCCGUUACCGGGAAAGGCUGCUAGGACACCGACCCAAGACUCCGCUCUUUCGAAUCAAGCAUCUUCGACACCCCCAGCAGAUCAGAUAUGCACGUUGGAAAUAAGUUUUUCAAGCAGACUCAUUAAAAUUAUGAUCCAAAUCUUUUUCUUUUUUUUUUCUCCCCUCAAAUUUUGUAAUCAAACUGUCUCCGCUAGGACGUUAUAAAAGUAGGCAGGGCAACAUCGGGGGACUUUUGUGUUUAACAUGAAUUUCUUUCCGGCGCAGCAGCUAAUAAGCAUGAGGCAGCAACACUAAGAGAAACAAUGGGGAAGGUUAUCUAAUGAAACCUCUCAGAUCAUCCAAGAGUUCAGAUGUUACUUUCCUGAACUCACGAUUUCUGUUUUAGGCACUGCAACAUUGAAACACUGUUCUGACCUUUCAAAGUAAAAUACAGCUACUGCUAUAAUUAUUUUUGCUAUACGUGUCUAUUUAUUUGUUGAAAAGCUCAAUAUCUAGUUUAGCGUUAAGCUAAACUAAAUCCCUAUAUUAUCCCCUAUAUUGUUACACCAUCUUUGACAAAGGCUGCCAGCAUAAUGUGUGCCCCAAAAGGGUUUUUGCAACAUUUCCAUUGAACGUAUCCAUAUCCAUUCCACAGCACAUCUACUCCAUUACACUCAGAAGGCUAAGAACUGC
Messenger RNA from Maylandia zebra (zebra mbuna), 1652 nucleotides. RefSeq lists its product as uncharacterized. The record is from RefSeq and is a predicted model, not a curated record. Lineage: Eukaryota; Metazoa; Chordata; Actinopteri; Cichliformes; Cichlidae.